Gadus macrocephalus (Pacific cod) is the source of this 3916-nucleotide messenger RNA. Its product is annotated as regulator of G-protein signaling 22. Gene Ontology annotation, biological process: regulation of signal transduction. The record is from RefSeq and is a predicted model, not a curated record. Lineage: Eukaryota; Metazoa; Chordata; Actinopteri; Gadiformes; Gadidae. Gene Ontology annotation, molecular function: G-protein alpha-subunit binding. The transcript has 24 exons. The coding region runs from base 93 to 3299 and encodes 1068 amino acids.
GCAAUGUGUCCGUAAUUACACUCUGACUCUGGCGGGGCUCUGAAGGAAAGGUGUCCAACGGCACUUUUUAUUUUACUUGUCUCUAAACUACAAUGCCGAUAUCGGGACAAAUUAUCCGACUAUUUGUCAGGUCAAGAAUAUGUGGACAAGUUGCAACAGACCCUCCUUUUAUUACGGCGGACAAUGUUGAGCACUACCUGGCCACUGAUGACACACUAGUCCACUUCUUCAAUGACUUCCUGAGCUUGACGUCGUUCCCAGUGGCCCUGUCCUACAACCAGGACAGCGGUCUGUUUGAGGUUGAGACGGGAGCCGCUGAGCUUGUCUCCCGGAGGAUCUCGUCCGUACUGCAGGAGAGGACGUCCAGCGGGCUGUCAGAGGACCAAGCCUUGUUGGCCUUCAGCGGGUCCCUCGUAGACAACAACUACACCGUCCACUUCCUGGACAAAAUGCAGGGACUCCCGUGGAUCAUAGCAGAGCGUUUGCCAUUGUUUGUUCAAAGUGAUUGCUACUUUGAAUACAGACUAGCCAAACUGCUCUCUCAAUGGGAGCCGGGCCCCCGUGUGCGGAAGAUGGAUGACCACUCAUUUAGGGGCUCCCUGUCCGACCCGAGACCCCCCACCAGCAGAGGGGACGAGUCCAUGCACCGAUGCCUUUCAACGCCACCAGCCUCCCACGACUAUGGUCCGGAUGAAGUGGGGGGCCCGAAAACUCCAUCCACCCUCCCCUCCUUGUUUACCUCACCCCUAACCCAUGAUGACCUUCCAGCUGACCAGACCCUGUCAGCCCAGAGGCCGGAUCGGAUACUGUACCUGGAGGACUUUUUGAUUUUGGAGGAGGGUGAAGAGGACGAGGAGCAGGAAGUGGAGGAGGAGAUAGUAGUAGAAGAGGAUGAAGAGGAUAAGGAAAAUAUGGAGGAAGGGUACGAGGACUUAGCCAAGAAAAACGUCUUUGACAUUUGUUGCCAGGGCGCCCGUCUCCAUGGCGGCCGGCAGGGCCUGGAUGAGUUCAAGGAAUUCCUGCGGGACACUCCUGGUGAGAGAGUCUUCCAUCUGUGGAUGGACAUUGAGCGGCUGACCAGUACCCAGCACUGGGAGAGGAAGGACAGACAUUUGGUGCUGAUGAGAAGUCGAUACAUGCAGAGCAGCAGCCAGUGCAGCCUCAAUGCAGAGCUGCUCUUUCGACUGGGGCUCACCACUCCCCCCUGCUGGACAGAGGAGAAACUGCGCCAGGUUCAACCUCGUCUCACCGAGGCGCUCCUAUGCUACUGGGCCCCCAGGUUCUGGAUGUCCCAGUGGACCCAGGAAGACAGCGAGGGGCCUGCCGCUCUCCAAGGGCCAUGCACGGAAAGAGAGUGUUUCCCCAGUACAAGCAUGGAGCGAAUGCUACAGGCCCUCCACGCAGACUCCCACGCUGGACUCUACUUCACCCACUUCUGUGAAGACUCUGGAAACCAACUCUGGGAGAACGCUGUCCAUUUCUGGAGUGACCUGCAGCGAUACCACCAGCUGUUCUACCAGGACAGUCUGGACCCAUACACAGUACAGAGACAAGCACAGCAUCUGUUCUCGAGGUUCCUGAGCGGCUCGGCGUGGGCGUCCGUGGGCGUGGCGGAGGACCAGAGGCUGGGGGUGUACGAGUGUCUGCGGCCCGCCUUCGAAGAGCUCUUCGACCAGGUAGAGGAGCACAUCCUGGACCUGCUUCUGGAGCCCUGGACCCUGCUGGUCACCAGAGACACGCUGUCCUACCAGACGGUGUGUGUGCAGGAGAAGGUGCGUCAGCUGGACAAUGCAGAGUUCAGGGAGCUGCAGGUCCUGCAUGAGGAGACACAGCUCAGACUGAGGGAGCAGGCCCGGCCCCCCUCAUCUCCCUGCCCUACCCCUCCACCCUCCGCGGGCCCCCCAAUGCAGCCCAACCCAUGGGCCAAGGUCUUGCCGCGUUACCGUGGUUACCGUCUGGGCUCCCUGCUCCGCAGCAGCCGGGAGAUCCAGCAUUUCAACUCCUUUCUGGAGCAGCAGGAGGCCAGCAUUCACCUGCGCUGCUGGCUGGACCUGGAACAGUACAGACGGACUUCUCACCGAGACAAGGUGACCCGAGAGUGGAGGUCAUCUGAAAUCGCAGACAAAUACCUCAACAGGAAGUACUUCCUGGGACCCGACAGCCCGGCUACAGCGGUCCAGCGGAACGAGAUAUUACACCGUGCAGGGGGACAAGAGAGGUUAAAGCGGGAGUGUCUGUCGGACACUCUGGUCGGGGAGAUCCAGGCCAUCGUCAGGACCCAUAUUGAACAAACAUGGCUGCCUCUUUUCCUGGCCACCGAAGAAUUCAUUGAAAGACAGAACGACAAGCUCCAGGCAGCUGCCGGGCCUUCAGAGCGGGAUAACCACAAAAAGAAGAGAGCAUCCAGGAAGUCCAGCUCAGGCCUGUGGAUGAGUUCCUCCAAGGAGAUCCUGGUCCUGCGCCGGGUGCUCCUCAGCCCCACGUCCUGCGGACACUUCCGGCGCUUCGCCGCCCUACAUGGGAACUUCCUGGAGAACGAUGUGCUCUUCUGGCUGGAGGUCCAGAAGUACAAGGACCUGUGUCACUCCCACAGUGAUGAAGCGACCAUCCAGAGGAAGGUGUCCAACAUCAUCAGCUGCUUCAUCAGCUCCAGCGUGCCCCCCGCCCUGCAGAUAGACAUCCCCCCCGGGCAGGCCUGCAGCAUCCUGGAGAUGCGCAAGACGCUGGGCCCCUACAUCUUCAGGGAGGCUCAGAUGUCCGUGUGCUCCGAACUACUGAAGCUGUGGCCAGACUUCCAGGCUCUGAGGAGCAGCGUCCGUGAGGAGCAGCUCCACUCCGUGCUGGAGGAGCAGGAGCAGAAACACAGAGCCAGCCUGCAGCGACGCAGGAGGAGGCAGGCCAAGUUGGAGCAGAAGAACGCACAGGAGAGACAGCCGAGUUCAACAGAGGACGAGGAGGAGGAGGACGACGUUGAGGAGGAAGACGACAAGUCGGACGGUGACAAAGAGGACCGGCUGACCGACUUGAGCCAAGCGCUUCAAUUUCCCAGGCAGCAGUUGUCGUGGUCCUACUCCAAGUACAUGAGGGCGCUGAAGAGAACUGAAGAGGAGCUACAGCCCAGGAGAAAGGGUCAGCAGGAGAACACAUCAUGCUCCACCACGGCCUCAGACUCCUCCUCCUCCAGGAGCAGCAUCGACUCAUUGGUCAGCCGACGCAGUCCCAAGCAUUCCUCGCGCUCAUCCCUCCAGCUGAGAACGGAGCGGGUCAAUGGAAGCCCACACGCAGGGCCUUGUUCUUGACGGCGGUGAACUUGCUGGUGAACACGGCGGCGGAGGCGGGCUCCACCAGGUAGCGGUAGGACUUGGUGGGCGAGGGCGGCGGCUGCGCCAGGGUCACGGGGGGCUGCAGCUGGAGCGAGACCCCCGACGGAGACAGGUAGUUGGAGGCGCGCGUGACGUAGUCGACCAGCCGCUGGUACUGCUGCUCCGAGAGACGCUCGCGCACGCUGUCGCCCUGGGGGGAGGUGGGGGUGAGAGAUGUCCCUUUAGUGAGGAGAAGGCCCCCGCUCCCUGGAGUGGCCUCCACUUAAUGAGCUACGUAGAGGUCGGUAACCCCGCCCUCUUCAUUUCUGUGAGGGGACAGUAUGUAGCACUUGACCUGCUAAAUAAUGAAUGUUUAAACGGUCUCAAGUCUCAACCUGGUUCACUUUAGUUGCAUCACAGCAACGAGUCCAAUCUGCUACACACUUUGUCCACAGGAAUGAAUGAGUCUUUAAAGCAGGACUCACCUCAGUGUCGCUGCUCACGGUCUGCUGCUGUAAGCUGAGGAUCAGCUGGCCGGGCUCUCCCAGCUCCUGUCUGCACUCCACCUGCAGUGACACCAACACAUAGAGUUUAUUAAAGCAGGUUCAACAAGU